CCUUGGAGGUGGCGUGACCGCGGAUCCCCUGAAAGUUGCGGGCGGGGUGGGGCGAGCGCUUUCCAGCUUCCGAUUGCAGAGGGUGGCGUUACUCCACAUCGCCCCGGGAAAGGAGAUUUCUCGCCUGCCGCGUACUGCUCAUUGCCUAAUAGGAUCGGGCGCUUCGUUCUUCAGGAAAAAACUUCAGGCGCCCAGCUAGGCAGGGACCCCAGCCGGGGCCCCCGCGGACCCAAACCAAGACUCAAACCAGGCAACCGAGGCCCAACCCAGGCAUGGCCGCGGACGCGGAGGCGGCGGCAGCCCGCACACUGUGGAGCUUUGUACGGACGCUUCUGGUCCUGGUUUUGGAGCUCCCGGCCCUCGUCGCAGAGUCCUUGAGAGUGGAGAUGGCAGGGAAGACUCAGACUAUGUUGCUGAAUCACAAUGCCAUCAUCUCCUGCAAGGUCCUUGGUUCUUCACCCCUGAACAUCAAAAAUGUGGGUGUUAUCUGGUCUCGGAAGAACCCAGUGGAUGGAAGAGAUGUCACAGUGUUUGAGUUUUAUGGAAACCACCGAGAGGCAUUCAGAUUAGGAGCCAGCGUGUCUCUUCAGGGGCUGGCGAAGGGGGACGCCUCCCUGCAGCUGCCUGAGGUCCAGCUGUGGGAAGCAGGAGAGUACCGAUGUAAGGUGGUGAAUACCCCUGACAGGGGCCAGGGGACAGUCUUUCUGGAGGUUGUAGCUUGCCCAGUCAGCAGCUUGUCUUUGGAGGAAGCCAAUCAACGUCUUCUGUGUGAGGCAAGUGGGUUCUACCCAAAGAACAUUAACAUAACGUGGUGUAAAUGGAGCCAGGAGAAUUCCCAGUGUGUGAACAUUUCUGAGAACGUCACCACUAAUGCUGCCAUUGCGAAUGAAGAUGACACAUUUAAUGUCACUAGCUCUUUGAAGCUGAAGCGCUCUCUGGAACACAAUGCGACCUACCAAUGUAGGGUAGAGCACGUGUUCUUGUGCACCCCCUGGAGGAGGAACAUCACUCUGGGUGAGAACGUGUCUGAGCCAAAAGGUGAUUCAUGGAACCUUCUCUGGAUCUUUGCUCCCUGUUUGGCAGUAUCUGUACUACUGAUAGUCCCUUGGAAGAGGUUCUGCUGUCCAGGAGCUGUUGAUGGAAGAGGACACUUCACAAAGAUACUUAGUGAAGAAGAGACUCCUAAGGCCUUCAUUCACGAUUGCCCUGGAUUCUCAGGUGGUGUGAGUGAUGGCCCCAGGCACCCACCCCACGCUAUAUCCUUGUCCUUUGCUGUGUGACUUUGCAGUGCCCUCCCAUCAUGGGCUGCCCCUGGACACUGGGCUCAACCUGGGGACUUGCUCUGACCAAUGGAGGGAGACAAGUGAAAGAGGCCUUGUGUAUUGCCAUUUGCUUUCUUUUGUGCUUCUGACCUUGGUGAGAGGAGGACGCGUCCAGACUGUCCUGCUGGAGGAUGACAGACAACGGAGGCUGGAGCGAGCGGCGCUGGAGGAGGCCAGUCUAUAGUGAGUCCUCAACAGCGUGCAUAGGUUCUGGGACUUUAAACAAGACGGUGUAUAAUGAAACUAAUUUCACUAUAGGCUAAUGAGAGAAACAAGUCAGGUUCCUACGGCAUCUUGUCAACAGUAUAAUGAGAAUGUUGACCAAAACCAUGUUAUUUGAGGACCAUCAGCUGUGGAUUGGAUGGCAGCCGCCCAGCUUCCAGACAUGUGAGCUGAGACCAUCAGUGUCAACAGAGCCAACUCUCGAAUGUGCCAGAAAUAUUUUUUAAAAGCCACCAUGUAUUUCGGCUGGCUUGUUACAACCUAGGUUGGCUUGUGACAUAGCAAAAGCUAACUGAGGUAGCUACUCAGGAACCCGAAUUUUUACUAAAAAAGUGUGGUUGCCACGGAUAUGUGCUGCGGAGACCCCCUUUGCUAUGAAGACUGUAGCAGCCAACACGUUCCAGCUGUGUCAUCUCAGGGACCCGCUGCAGUGUUCUAGCCCAGGCUGUGCUCCAGCCAGCGGCUGGACAAAGCAGGCAUCUCGGGAGCUCCCUGCCAGAGUGCCUUAGCAUUUCUCAGGGUUGCACUGUCGUCUGAAGCUCUUGCUACCCAAUCCUCCCUCCUUCCUCCCUUCCCAGAUGUCAGACCUGCUGCAACAUCAUCCAAAGACUUUCCUCACCUACUUCUGAGGUCUGUUUCAUGGGCACUGCUUCUAGUAACUCUUGUACUUCUAAUGCAUCUUGAAAGCUGCUCUUAGAAGACCCAACCUAACACGAGAAGGGACUGAAGAACUAUAAGGACAGGUGCUUUCAUUAUGGUGCAUUCAUGGCAGAUGCGGGUGGAGGAGCCACCAGAACACUGAGGGUUCUCACACAGUGACUGGCAACAGAAACCACAAACUUUCUCAGGGAAUGUGUGAGGAACCAAAAUGAGUUUCCCGAUGACGCACACAGUUUGCUCCAGAGCAGCCUGUUCAAACGGCCCUCUUGGAUACCCUCCGGCCAGUCAGCUUUUUCCAAGAUAAGGUAAAAAAGCAACAGUUUCCAAAGAAAGUAUACAGAUGGCCAACAGGUACAUAAAAAGGUGCUUGACAUCAUUACUCACCAGGAAAAUGCAAACCAGAACGAUGAGACAUCACCUCACCCCUGUUGGAGUGGCUACUAUAAAAAAAUAGACAAGAAAUGAAAAGUAUUGGCCUGGAUUUGGAGAAGAGGGGACACAUACUGGUGCACUGUGGGUGGGAAUGAACAGUGGUGCAGCCAUUAUAGAAUGUAGCAUGGAAGUUCCUCGAAAAAGUCAAAGACAGAACUAACACAUAAUCCAGGCAUUCCACCUCUGGGAAUUUGCCUGAAGGAAAGACAAACACUGAAGUUAGUACACCUCUGUGUUCAUUGUAGCAUUACUUACAAUAGCCAAUACAUGUACACAACCUAAGUGUCUAUUGAGGGAUGAAUGGAUAAAGAAAGUGUUUUGUGCACACACACACAGUCAUGUACCACUUGACAAAGGGGCUACAUUCUGCAAGAUGUGUUGUUAGGCAAUUUCAUCAUUGUGUUAACAUCACUGAAUGCACUUACACAAACCUAGAUGCUGUUACAGUCUUCCACACACAUAGGCUGUAUGGUACAGCCCAUUGCUUCUGGGCAACAAGCCUGUACAGCAUGUUACUAUCCUGAAUACUGGAGGCAGUUGUAAUGCAAUGUCAGUAUUUAUGUAUCUCAGCAUAGAAAAAGUACAGUAAAAAUGUGGUAUAAAAGAUCAGAAGUAGUACACCUGUACAGGGCACUGACCAUGGAUGGAGCUUGCAGAACUGGAAGUUGCUCUGGGUGAGCCAGUGAAUGUGGAGGCCAGGACGUUGUACUGGUGUAGACUUCACUGCACACUCAGGCUGCACUAAACUUAUAAAACAGUAUGAGACUGAAUGAAGCACAUGAGAAAAUGAUAUAAUCAAGAGACGCAGUCAACAGGAUUUGAAGCUGCUGCUAGUAUAAUACCACAUACUGUUACAGCAAACUUAUUUGCUUAAUUUAUUUUUAGGUUGAGGGGACUGGAGGCAGGAAGAGAGGGAGAGGAAAAUCAAUGUGAAAGAGGAGUAUAACCGGUUGCCUGUAGUAUCUUUCUGACCAGGUACUGAACCUGUAACCCAAGCAUGUGCCCUGACCAGGAAUCAAACUGGUGACCUUUUGCUUUGCUGGACAAGGCCCAACCAACUGAGUCACUCUGUCGGGGUACAACCUCAUUUUUAUAGCUAGAAAAAGGAUACUCUAAAAUAGCAAUAAAAUUAUAGCAUAGUAAAUCUGUGAGCCCGUAACAGUCAGUAUCGUUAUGAAGUAUUAUGUACUGUACAUAAAUACAUAUACCUUUAUACAUAUAUUUAUAUGACUGUCCGGGCAGCAGGUUUGUUUACACCAGCACCACCACUAACACGUGAGCCAUGCACUGUGCUAGGACACUAGGGUGCCUGUGACUUCACUAGGUGAUAGGAAUUUUUAGCUCCACUGUAAGCUCAUGGGACUGCCAUUGUCGAACGGUACAUGGUGAGCAGAACUGUUGGUACAGCAUGGAAUAUUUGAAAGUUGCUAAAAGAAAAUGUUAAAAGUUAUCACAAGAAAAAAUUUUGGAACUGUAGAGACAUGAAUUUUAAUAAGACCCUUUGUGGUGAUUAUUUUGCAAUAUAUACAAACAUCAAAUCUUAUGUCAUACACGUGAAAAUAAUAUAUGCCAGUUCUACCUUAAUUUAAAAAAGGGCGGGAGAAGGUAGAGAAAGCAACAGUUAUUGACGUGUUUCCAUUUCAAAUGCUAUUUCUUCGUUCAUUGAGAUCAAUCUGUACAUGCCAAUAUACGAAUAAAAGUCUUGACUUUUAA
This is a messenger RNA of Phyllostomus hastatus (greater spear-nosed bat), 4349 nucleotides long. RefSeq names its product natural cytotoxicity triggering receptor 3 ligand 1-like. The coding region runs from base 273 to 1280 and encodes 335 amino acids. The transcript has 5 exons. The record is from RefSeq and is a predicted model, not a curated record. NCBI's taxonomy places the organism in Eukaryota, Metazoa, Chordata, Mammalia, Chiroptera, Phyllostomidae.